Messenger RNA from Mesitornis unicolor (brown roatelo), 646 nucleotides. Its product is annotated as tropomyosin alpha-1 chain. Gene Ontology annotation, biological process: muscle contraction; actin filament organization. The transcript has 7 exons. Lineage: Eukaryota; Metazoa; Chordata; Aves; Mesitornithiformes; Mesitornithidae. Gene Ontology annotation, cellular component: actin filament. The record is from RefSeq and is a predicted model, not a curated record. Gene Ontology annotation, molecular function: actin filament binding. The annotation marks the transcript as partial.
GCUGAAGGUGAGGUGGCAGCGCUCAACAGGCGCAUCCAGCUGGUGGAAGAGGAGCUGGACCGUGCCCAGGAACGGCUGGCCACCGCCUUGCAGAAACUGGAGGAGGCCGAGAAAGCAGCAGAUGAAAGCGAGAGAGGAAUGAAGGUCAUUGAGAACAGAGCAAUGAAAGAUGAAGAGAAAAUGGAAAUUCAGGAAAUGCAACUGAAGGAGGCUAAGCACAUCGCUGAAGAAGCUGACCGCAAGUAUGAAGAGGUGGCCCGUAAACUGGUUAUUCUGGAGGGGGAACUGGAAAGAGCGGAGGAGCGUGCGGAGGUGUCCGAAGUUAAAUGCAGUGACCUUGAAGAGGAGUUAAAGAACGUCACCAACAACCUGAAGUCUCUGGAAGCUCAAUCUGAAAAGUACUCGGAAAAAGAAGAUAAAUACGAAGAAGAAAUCAAGAUUCUUUCCGACAAGCUUAAAGAAGCUGAAACUCGUGCUGAAUUUGCAGAGAGAACAGUUGCCAAACUGGAAAAGUCUAUUGAUGAUCUGGAAGACGAGCUGUACGCUCAGAAGCUGAAGUACAAAGCCAUCAGCGAGGAGCUCGACCAUGCUCUCAAUGACAUGACCUCACUGUGAUCUGCCGUGGGGGGGGCUCAGGGGCUGCUCU